AAUUACAGAUAUAAAUAGCACCUUCCUGUUGUGCUUCCCACAGGAGGCUAUCCGUGUGCUCUGAACAGAACUCCCAGCCAAGAGCCCAAGCUAUCAAAUUUCUCAUCAGCUUCUAGCCAUGGAAGCCACCGGAUCCCACCGACCUCAUCUCGCCGUCCUCCCAACUCCCGGAAUGGGUCAUCUCUUCCCCCUCGCAGAACUGGCCAAACUCCUCGUCCAACGCUAUAACUUCAGUGUAACUUUCAUCACCUUCGCCGCCUCUGACAACAAAGCCACUCAAAACUUCCUCAACACCCUGCCCUCCAGCAUCACCUCCAUCUCCCUCCCCUCCGUUCCCCUCGACGACCUUCCUCCCGACGCCAGAAUAGAAACCCGAAUGUCCAUCGUCUCCAUCCGCUCACUCCCCGCCCUCCGCUCCAUCUUGGUCGAACUCCAACGUUCCACCAAUCUCGUCGCCUUCCUUGCCGACUUCUUCGCCACAGAUGGCUUCGAAAUAGCCCGCGAUCUGGGUAUCCUGUACUACAUGUUCAUCCCCACCAACCUCCAGUUCCUCACACUCAUGCUCGAGCUCCCUGCUCUCAACGCCGCCGUCAACUGCCCUUAUCAGGAUCUCAAAGAACCAAUAAAACUUCCAGGCUGCAUUCCGAUUCCAGGACCAGAGAUCCUCACUCCUUUAAGAGAUCGUUCAAACGACGCCUACAAAUGGAUGCUUCACCACGCCGCGCUUUAUCGGCAGGCUCAAGGGAUUUUAGUCAAUAGCUUCUCUGCGAUUGAGGCCGAGUCGGCGAAGUUGCUUGCUGAGAAGGAGGAGGGGCGACCGCCGGUUUACCCUGUGGGGCCGAUGAUAAAGGCUAGUUCGGCUGGCGGGUCUUCCCCAUGCUUAAACUGGCUUGACGAGCAGCCGCAGGGGUCGGUUCUUUUCGUGUCCUUUGGAAGCGCGGGAACUCUAACAAGGAAGCAGCUUGGGGAGCUUGCGAUGGGGCUUGAAGCCACCAAGCAAAGAUUCCUGCUUGUGGUGCGAAGCCCCUGUGAUGAGGACUCUUCGUCCACUUACUUCACCGCGCACACGAAAGAAAACCCUCUGUUUUACUUACCCGAGGGGUUUUUGGAACGCACGCAAGGCGUUGGAUUUGUUGUGCCAUCAUGGGCGCCGCAGAUUGAGGUUCUCGCGCACCCUGCAACGGGUGGGUUUUUAUCGCACUGUGGAUGGAACUCGACGCUGGAGAGCGUGACGCACGGCGUGCCCAUGAUUGCUUGGCCAUUGUUCGCUGAACAGUCAAUGAAUGCUGUGAUGUUAGUUGAGGGAGUGAAAAUUGCUAUUAGGCCGAAUAAAGGGGAGGAUGAGUUGAUUCAUAGGGAGGAGAUUGCGAGGGUGGUGAAGGAGUUGAUGGAAGGGGAGGAGGGGAAGGGUUUAAGGAAUAGGGUGAAGGAAUUGAAGGUGGAGGUGGCGGUGGCUUUGGUAGAAGGAGGGUCAUCUUAUAAGGCGCUUGAUGAAGUGGCCAAUAGGUGGAAAAGCCGUUCAGCGUAGAUAUGCUUUGUUCUUAAAUCUGCUUUUCUAUUCAAGUUUUGGUGGGAGGGAGAUGAUGCUGAGGAUGUGUGCAGAUCGAUCUUUCUUAAAAAUCAUAAUUUAUGUUCAUCUGUUGCUUGCUCUGUUUUGAUUGUCUAUUAAAUUGAAAUUGUAUGAAAGAUGAAGAACUGUGAUAUAUCCGGAGCCGCUCCGGUUAAGAA
Messenger RNA from Phalaenopsis equestris, 1728 nucleotides. Its product is annotated as hydroquinone glucosyltransferase-like. Gene Ontology annotation, molecular function: UDP-glycosyltransferase activity. NCBI's taxonomy places the organism in Eukaryota, Viridiplantae, Streptophyta, Magnoliopsida, Asparagales, Orchidaceae. The record is from RefSeq and is a predicted model, not a curated record.